This is a messenger RNA of Hyalella azteca, 989 nucleotides long. RefSeq lists its product as uncharacterized. The record is from RefSeq and is a predicted model, not a curated record. NCBI's taxonomy places the organism in Eukaryota, Metazoa, Arthropoda, Malacostraca, Amphipoda, Hyalellidae. The transcript is spliced from 3 exons. The annotation marks the transcript as partial.
GUGUCCCCGGUAAACCCCACGCCGUUGCGGUUGAUGUCACGUCCACGACACGCACAGGACAUGUCGCUGUCACGUCCACGCCUCUCGAGCCCAAACAACAGCAUCAACAGCUGUAUCAACAGGAGUAUCAACAGCAGCAGCAACAACAGCAGCAGCAUCAACAGGAAGCAAAACAACAGGAGCAUCAACAUUUUCAACAAAAACAACAUAAACAGGAAACGACUGUUGAACAGGAGGGGGCGAACCUCCCCCCGGAGUACCUGAGACCAGCGGGGGCCGCCCUUCUCGUCUGGGGCCUCAACGGGGGCACCAGCGCCCCCCACAUCAACAGCGGCAACAGCGGCAACAGAAACUACGGCAACAGCAACGACAACAGUAAUAGCGGCAACAGGGACUACGGCAGCAACAGCAAUGGCAACAGGGACUACGGCAGCAACGGCAACAGUAAUAGCGGCAACAGGGACUACGGCAGCAACAGCAAUGGCAACAAGGACUACGGCAACAGUAACAACAGGAGUAGCAAUAACAACGGCAACAGGGACUACGGCAACAGUUGCUUCGGCAGCCGAACCAACAGUAACAAUGGCAACAGUAACAGGGACAACAGAUCAAAUAGUAAUAACAGGAGCAACAGCAACGAAAGAGUAAAGAGCACUGAAAAUAACAGUAACUGUGCCUCAAACAGCAAGAACAACAGCGGCAACAGUAAUAACGGUAACAGUGCCAACAGCGGCAACAGGCAUAACGGCAACAAAGCUAACAGCAACAACGGCAACAGAGGCAACAGUAACAACAGCGGCAACAGCAAAACGGUAACCGAGGUCCCGGUAGCGAAAAAUUUUCAAUUCAACGGCGGUCUGUUGAACGCAAAUUUCCGGGAAAUUCGCGUGGUUGGCAACACUGCUAACGUCAACAGUCCUGUUGAGAUUAUUAAUUGUGGCGGGAAACCCGCUAGAGGCAGAGGGCUUCCCCUCAGGAAACCUCGCUAG